AUGAGUUCCCACGGAGGAAUGAGUUCUCAGGGAGGAAUGAGUUCUCAGGGAGGAAUGAGUUCCCACGGAGGAAUGAGUUCCCAGGGAGGAAUGAGUUCUCAGGGAGGAAUGAGUUCUCAGGGAGGAAUGAGUUCCCACGGAGGAAUGAGUUCUCAGGGAGGAAUGAGUUCUCAGGGAGGAAUGAGUUCCCACGGAGGAAUGAGUUCUCAGGGAGGAAUGAGUUCUCAGGGAGAAAUGAGUUCCCACGGAGGAAUGAGUUCUCAGGGAGGAAUGAGUUCCCACGGAGGAAUGAGUUCUCAGGGAGGAAUGAGUUCCCACGGAGGAAUGAGUUCUCAGGGAGGAAUGAGUUCUCAGGGAGGAAUGAGUUCCCACGGAGGAAUGAGUUCCCAGGGAGGAAUGAGUUCUCAGGGAGGAAUGAGUUCUCAGGGAGGAAUGAGUUCCCACGGAGGAAUGAGUUCUCAGGGAGGAAUGAGUUCUCAGGGAGGAAUGAGUUCCCACGGAGGAAUGAGUUCUCAGGGAGGAAUGAGUUCUCAGGGAGAAAUGAGUUCCCACGGAGGAAUGAGUUCUCAGGGAGGAAUGAGUUCCCACGGAGGAAUGAGUUCUCAGGGAGGAAUGAGUUCCCAGGGAGGAAUGAGUUCUCAGUGA
Messenger RNA from Pecten maximus, 645 nucleotides. Its product is annotated as oleosin GRP-17-like. The transcript has a single exon. The coding region runs from base 1 to 645 and encodes 214 amino acids. Lineage: Eukaryota; Metazoa; Mollusca; Bivalvia; Pectinida; Pectinidae. The record is from RefSeq and is a predicted model, not a curated record.